UCAGUGAUGGACUCCAAGCUCAGCCCUUUGUAAUACAGGUCGAGCCAAUGAGGAUCAGAAGAGAUGUAGCCGUUGCUUGUCGUACGGAAUGCAGGAGGGAGAGGAAGAGAACUGGAUCCAGGCUCAUUGAGCUGUAAGCACACACUGGCAUUGUUCAGCUCAACUGUGAUCUUCUCAUCAGACAAAACUUCUUCCCUUUCUAUGGCAACUGCAUGCUGCCUUUCAUACAGGAUUGAGCUCAGGGAAAACACUUCUUGGAGACAUUUGUCCAUGGAUUAGAUGCAAUGGAGAACCACAAUCAAGUGGAUCUUUUAAUUUGGAGAAUUCUGUGACUUUGGAGAAUUCACCUGGAGGAUUACAACGCCGUCUGCUGUGAUUAUAGAGAACUCUUUGCAGGGUAGUGGAACAUGAUCACCCUUUCAGCUGCACCACUAUGUAUAUCCACAUGGGCAUAACUUAUAGUUUCUGGGUCUCUGAUACAAUGAUAGCCUGUCCCUGGAUGAGAGAUUGGGAAGAAAAGCUCCUUUUCAUCCUCAUCAUGGGAGCUUUGGCUGGUGGGUCCUUCAACUGUCCCUCCUCUUGUAUAUGUGCUUCUGAUCUCCUCAGUUGCGUCAGGCAAAACCUGCACCAGGUACCGAAACCUCUGCCCUCCAUUACAGUAUCUCUGGACCUGAGCCAUAACAAUCUUAGUCACCUCCACAACCAUUGGCUCUCUAGCCUGUCAAGACUGCAUACCCUCCGCCUUAACCAUAAUCACAUCCGCCAGAUAUCAGCCCAUGCCUUUCACAACGCCACAGCACUGCACCACUUAGACCUUUCUUCCAAUCUUCUGGAAGACAUUAGGGAAGAGUGGUUUAAAAGCCUUUGUAAACUUGAGGAGCUGCUGCUAUACAACAAUCGCAUUGGUUAUGUGGAUGAUAGUACCUUCUCCCAUUUGAGCAACAUACAAAAAAUCUACUUGAGCUGGAACUUAAUGACCAAUUUCUCAUUUCAGUCCAUGCAGAACCUGACCAACCCUCACCUACGCACACUUGAUCUCUCCUCCAACAGGUUUCUGGAGCUUCCCGUGGAAGAACUGUCUGCUUUACCCGCAUUUAUAAAGAACGGCUUGUAUCUACAUAACAACCCACUGACCUGUCACUGUGCCCUGUAUGCCCUCUUCACUCUUUGGGAUAAUCGGGGGUUUUCCUCUGUGGUGGAUUUUUUUGAAGCGCACACCUGUCUGUAUAUGGGGAACCCUCGAGCCAUAGUGCGCAUUCUACAAACACAGAAUGGAUUUGACAACUGUUCACUUGGAAAGCCGCAUAGACUGCAGGAUAACAGUCUAAAGGUUCUUGUUGGGAAAUCACUUAUGAUAACCUGCAACACUAGCUUGCCGCAAGAAAAUACUACCUUUCUUUGGAUCUUACCCACAUAUGAGUUCCUUGCCUUUCCUGGGAAUAGCAAUCAGAGCUUUAGAAUUCUCCACAAUGGUAGCCUAGAAAUCAGGAAGGCUGAGAUGUGGAAUGCUGGAUUCUACCUAUGUAUUGCCGUAAACAAAUGGCUUAAUUAUAACGCUACCCAUGAGGUGAACGUAACUGUGCAUUAUCCAAAACAAGAAGGUGAGUCCUUUAAUACUGGACUUACCACCCUUUUGGGUUGUGUUGUUAGCUUAGUGUUAGUCUUCGUAUAUCUCUACAUGACUCCGUGUAACUGCUUUCAUUGCUGCUUUAAGCAUCCGCACACUCCUAGUCCCCCACUAGAAAGCAGCGGCCAGUCAUCUAUCCUCUGUGGAACGCCACCCACCUUUGAAGGGCCCAACAGUCGCAGGGCCGGCAUCAACCGCCACGUGGUCUUCUUGGAGCCAAUCAAAGAGGGACGGGGUGAGAAAAACUCAAAAGUUAUACAGCUACGGUCAGACUCUGACUCUGCUAGUUCUGUUUUUUCCGACAGUCCCAUUGUGUCUACUUAGGUGGAUAACUUUUAUUAUCAUCCAGAUGGAAGAUGUAAAAUAUAAUGCAAUGGAUGGAUGACAUGGUGAACAUCUCUCUGACCUUAGUGUAGACAAUGACCACACAGAGUCAUUACCCUGAUGGCCUUUAUACAAUGGCCAAGCAUCGUGCCCCUAGCGGACCUGUAGCCUGGAAUUUAAAGCGAUAUUAAUGCGAUACCAAUAAAUAAUGGGGAAGUUCAACAAAAGGUUUUAAAAACCUUCAUCCGACUUAUAUAGUUCAGCUUUUAAAAACAUAAUCUAGAAACAGGAUUGUAGGAAUCUGGAAGGAGACUGGCCAUGCUUUAUUAUGAAUUGAAAGACAGUGGUGGCUUUACUCUAGCAAAGUAUAAUCUCUAUCAUCUAAUUUAAGAAUAAGAAGAGAAA
This is a messenger RNA of Xenopus laevis (African clawed frog), 2356 nucleotides long. It is a transcript of the gene amigo3.L, whose product is annotated as adhesion molecule with Ig-like domain 3 L homeolog. The record is from RefSeq and is a predicted model, not a curated record. NCBI's taxonomy places the organism in Eukaryota, Metazoa, Chordata, Amphibia, Anura, Pipidae.